AUGUAUAAAGACAUUGACAUUAAUGAGAUUGAAAAAUUGAAAAAAGACCAAGAAAUGAUGUCUUUAAAGAGAGCACCAACUAAUAUAAAAGUAAGGAAAAUUGAAAUCUCUGUGAUUAGGAGCGUUUUGGUUAAUCAAAUAAAGACUUUUUAGAAGAUGAAUUUAAAUAAAAGACUGUGGGUCUAGUUACUCGUGAAGAAUUUAAAAGAAAGAGAGAGAAUAUUGAUAAUCUUGUGAUGCAGGAUAUGAAAUAAAAAUAAGAAGAAGAAACUAAAAAAAAAAUGGAACUCAAAUAAAAGCGAAAAGUAGAAUAUUAGAAGAAGACUACAUUAUUGUCAUUUGAUUUAGAUGAAGAAGGUAGUCCAUAAAAAAGUUAUGGUAAAAAUGAACAUGUAGAUACAACAUAUUUGCCAGAUAUGAAUAGAGAAAGAAAAAUUGAAGAAAUGACCAGACAAUUAACAGGUAUAUAUUUUUAUUGUAAUUUUUGUUUAGAAUAAUAUUAGAAGGAAGUUGAAUCAUAAAAGGAUUCUCUUAUUGAUAUUUAAUUCUAAUAUUGGGAUGCUUCAACAUGUUCCAAAUCUUUGAGAAUCAAGAAGAAAAUGACAAUAUUGGAAUUCUUAGAAAUGGCUAGAAGAGAAAUCAUUAGAGAUUUUGGUUUUGUAUUUGUUGAUUUAAAUGAAAUAUUAGUUAACAGAGUUUAGUCCAGAAGAUUUGAUAAUAGUUGCCAAUGGAAUGAUUUUACCACAUAAACUUAGUUUUUAUGAUCUUAUAGCUCAUAAAGUUAAGAAUAGAUCUGGUACUCUAAUAUUUUAAUUUGAUCGCAGAAAGGUAUUACUUUUUAGCUUAAAUUUGAUUUAAUUAGGUUUAAGCAAAAGGAUAGGAAUAUGAAGUAGAAGUUGAGAAAUCCACAACAUGUAAAAUAAUAGAGAAGUUUAGAUAUGAAAAAAUUAAACAUAUUUAUCCAUGUUCUAAAUGGGAGAAUGUAGAAAUCAACAAAUACUUAUGACAUUUUACAACAAUU
Molecule: messenger RNA, 1021 nt
Organism: Paramecium primaurelia
Lineage: Eukaryota; Ciliophora; Oligohymenophorea; Peniculida; Parameciidae
Source: the annotation of a GenBank genome assembly